AUGGGAAAGAAAAAGAAAUCCUGCGGGAAUUGCGUUCUUGUGAUGGAUGAGAGCUUGAGGUCUCACUGCCGAGGAAGGAAGAUGCAGAACUUAAUAGACAUGGGAAGGCUGCUAUCAACAAGCUUAAGAAACUUUCCCUUCUUACCCAUGUACUUGGAAAGAAGCAGCUUCAAACAGAAUUCUUGGACCAUGGAGUUACAUAUCAACAAAGCUUCGACAAUGGAGUCUAGAGAUGGUGACUUUGACUUAGAUGUCCGAUAUGGAAGAACACUUAUGAAUUUUGAUAAGCGCACUUGA
This is a messenger RNA of Eruca vesicaria subsp. sativa (arugula), 297 nucleotides long. NCBI's taxonomy places the organism in Eukaryota, Viridiplantae, Streptophyta, Magnoliopsida, Brassicales, Brassicaceae. The record is from the annotation of a GenBank genome assembly.